AUGAUCUUCACUGGGUCCGGCCGCUUCAACCCCACCAGCUUCUACGACGGCCGGCCCGCGUGGCACUUUGACGACGACAGGCCCAACAUCACCAGCUUCACCGCGGGCGGCUGGCGCACGCUCCACACGCUGUUCCAAGCGUGGGCCGACGGCGUGGUGGACGAGUUCCGGGACCUCGGCGGCGGCGCCCUGAUCGGGAAGACGUUCUACACACCUCCUUUCUUCCGCGGCCGCGCGCGUGGGGACACCAACUAUUUCAUGCUGUUCCAGGCUUGUACUAGGGACGGCAAGGUCCCCUGGAGGCCGGAGCAACGAGAGGUGCCAGAGAUCGGGGACAACUGA
Messenger RNA from Monoraphidium neglectum, 342 nucleotides. RefSeq lists its product as hypothetical. Bases 1 to 342 code for a protein of 113 amino acids. NCBI's taxonomy places the organism in Eukaryota, Viridiplantae, Chlorophyta, Chlorophyceae, Sphaeropleales, Selenastraceae. The record is from RefSeq and is a predicted model, not a curated record. The transcript is spliced from 3 exons.